Molecule: messenger RNA, 2397 nt
Organism: Protopterus annectens (West African lungfish)
Lineage: Eukaryota; Metazoa; Chordata; Ceratodontiformes; Protopteridae
Gene: ELOF1
Product: elongation factor 1
Exons: 4
Coding region: 229-480 (83 amino acids)
Biological process (GO): transcription elongation by RNA polymerase II
Cellular component (GO): transcription elongation factor complex
Molecular function (GO): RNA polymerase II complex binding
Source: RefSeq, a predicted model, not a curated record
ACUUUUUCCACGGAUUGGCGAAUAAUCUACCCAGUCAGCGUUACCGUUUUCUGUUAACAACCAAUUAGAGUGGAAGAUUAAGGGUGGUCUGGAGAAACGUGUUGUUUGUGGGAAUAUUGUUAAUGGUGGACUUUUUUCCUGUUUUCAUUCUGGUCGAUUGAGUCAGUGAGUAAACUGUGCUUUGGGUAUUAAAUAUUGGAGAACAUAUAGUUGUUAGUAUGGUUCACAAUGGGUCGUAGAAAGUCAAAGAGAAAGCCUCCUCCUAAGAAGAAGAUGACCGGGACUCUGGAAACCCAGUUCACAUGCCCUUUCUGUAACCACGAGAAAUCUUGUGAUGUCAAAAUGGAUCGAGCUCGAAAUACAGGUGUAAUAGCCUGUACUGUGUGCCUAGAAGAAUUCCAGACACCAAUUACUUAUCUUUCAGAACCGGUUGACGUCUAUAGUGACUGGAUAGAUGCCUGUGAAGCUGUGAAUCAGUAAUAAAUGGAAAGUUUCAAAUUUAAACUGCUUUUUUCCUCUCCCCUUUGAUAAUGUUCUGGCAUUUCAGGUGGCUAUUUAGAUGACAAUAUGUUUGCCCAGACACACAAGCCAAUAUCUCAGACUGUUGCGGUUUUCUUUGCUUCUAUACUUGCCAGUACUCCACCAGAAGAAUCUCUUUUUGUCCUUAUUUAAGAAAACUGGUUUCUAGUGCAGCUGAGUCUGCAGAGGUUUUAAGAAGAUUUUUCUGUAUACUCUAGAAUCUUUACAUGAAUUUUGCUGGCAUUUGUGUUUAAACUGUUGAAUUCAGUGUGUGGUUGGUUGUUUGUUUUUUUUUUUUUUUUUAGCAGUAGUAACAUGGAGAAUUUUGACCUAGUCUUUGUUUGAAUAUUCCCUUCUUUUCUAAAACUUUUCCUUUUUUUGCCAAUUUGACGUAGCACAGGGAGCAUUCCUUUUUAAUAGAUCGGACCAAAUUUUUCUUAGUCUUUCCCUUCUCAGUACCUGCACCUACUGCACUGCAGUUUAAACAAGAAUUGCCUAAUUACAUGGUUCUUUUGUUUUACUUCAUUUUUAUGAUGCAAAAAGUUAACCUUCCUGCAUAAAUAAUGGAUCUUCCGUUAGGUGCCACGUACAUAAGCACAGAUGUACUUAACCAGAUCAUGUUAAAUGAUGUAUCCUUUUGGUUACAGAUUUGAAAAGUGCUGCUAUAGCGGGUAAAGUAAAACAGAUGAGGUGAAAUCCAGGAGAAGGCAAGAAUUUUAAUGGCUGUCAUCGAACCUUUGUUGGGGGAUAGGGAAAACCAGUGUGCCCAGUGGUUUCCUGCUUUUUCAGAUUAUUUGUCCAAAACAAAGCAAGCAGUGCAGUUUCUUUAUACUGUCCAGUAUGGUGGCUCACAGUCAGUCUCCUCCUUGAAAGCUAAAUCCCCUGAACCAGCACUCAGAUAUUCAGCCGCUUCAGUGCGGGCAUGCCUGCCUUUGUUUUCUGAGUGACUGGUACGUUUUAGUUUACUAACACUGAUUUGCAUAGGAUACUUUUUUUUCAGCAUCUUUUUGGUAAAUCCUUUUGAAGCAUCUCUAAUUUAAUCAUAAUUUUGGACCAUAACAAAAAUGGGUAAGACAUUAACUGCAGGAUUUACCCGUCAUUCUCUCAUUGUGUGUAUAUAUGUAGAUGUAUAUGCAUAUAGGCAGGCAAAUAAAAAAAAAAAGUACACGUCAUUCCUUUUGCUUCUUUCUUCAAAUGAUUUUACUUUUAAGCAAAAAAAGCAGCUUUGAUUUUUAUUGGACCUUCUGUAGCUGUUUAAGAAAUAGGAGUUCAAAUGUUCACAAAAUGCACAAGUUGAUUUUUGUGCUUGCCUGUUUUUAUUUUGCAUUUGGAUUGACUAAGCUGACAGUGGUUAGAUUGAAGGAAGUUAAUAUUUUGCCACUGACAUCUGCUUGCUUUUAGUCCCAGAAUUCUAGUAUCCUGCUCCUUGUCUGCCAAUUUUUUGGCUUUCAUUCUGACGACCUGACGUAUGUCUUGUAUGGUUUUGUUGGGAAGUAUAUUCACCUAUUUUUCAUGACCCAUGUUGCAUACAUCAUGGCUGUGUAGCGACAUGUAAAGCAAUAUGUCCUGGAUUAAAAUAUAAAAUAUCCAUUUCCUAAACUGGUGUGUGUAAACACACACAAAAUAAUAAUGUAUUUUAUUUGCCCAUCCUCCCCAAAAAGUGGUAGCUUGUCAAAUUUUUAAUUUUUUGUUAGUAUGAAAUAUUCUGUGUAGUAGAUUACUGUACUUUCAUGCCACCUUCUCAGUUUGUAGUGUAAAAUAAAAAGUGCUGGUAGCAUUGUAUUUUUUUUUUUUGCUGGAAGGAAAUGUAAUCUGUUUUCUAUCGUGUAAAACAGUUCUUGUUUAUGUAAAUAUAAAUAAAAGAGCUAUAAAACUGUA